Cylas formicarius (sweet potato weevil) is the source of this 975-nucleotide messenger RNA. RefSeq names its product histone-arginine methyltransferase METTL23. NCBI's taxonomy places the organism in Eukaryota, Metazoa, Arthropoda, Insecta, Coleoptera, Brentidae. Bases 130 to 819 code for a protein of 229 amino acids. The transcript has 3 exons. The record is from RefSeq and is a predicted model, not a curated record. Gene Ontology annotation, cellular component: cytoplasm; nucleus.
GAAGCCAAGAAACUUAAGAAGAAGAAGACAACUUGGCAACGUUUUUCGAUUUAGGCACGUUUUUUGUCCAAUAAUUUUGGAGACUAGGUAUUAAAUUCCUUUAGUAAAUAUUCCGAAAAAUAUAUCCAAAUGUCAGAUGGACCUACAGAACACAUAAAAAAGUUUGUCUUCACCUCAAACCGUGAUUCUGGGGAGGAUAAGGAAGUUUUGGAAGUAUUAAUUCCCGAGUUGUUACAAGGCAGUUAUUCUUUCUAUACUUGGCCCAGUGCACCGGUUUUGGCCUGGUUUCUUUGGGAGAACCGAGCCGAACUUCCUGGGAAACAUAUCUUAGAAUUGGGCUCAGGAACCGCAUUGCCUGGAAUAGUCGCCGCUAAGUGUGGGGCUUUUGUAAGUCUAAGUGAUUCAGCGACACUCCCCAAGUCUUUGGCUCACAUUAAACGUAGCUGCCAGCUUAACAAUUUACCCCUUGGAGAGAGAGUGAAAGUUAUUGGCUUAACUUGGGGUUUAUUUUUAAGCAAUUUUGAGUCAAUUGGGGCGCUGGACCUGAUAUUGGGGUCAGAUUGUUUUUAUGAACCAGCGGUCUUUGAAGACAUCCUGGUCACUGUCGCGUAUUUGCUAGAAUACAACCCCGGCGCAAAAUUUGUAUGCACCUACCAAGAAAGGAGUUCAGAUUGGUCAAUAGAGCAUUUGUUAGCGAAGUGGGGGCUGGAUUGUAAAGUGCACAGUAUUAAUAAUUUAGGAGCGAGUGGUGGCGUAGAUAUACACGAAAUUAUUGGAGACCAUAGCAUACACUUGUUGGAAAUUUCCAGGAAGACGUAAUGGCCAGCAAUGCAGCCCGCCAAGUAUUUAAACUCUAUGUAAGCAAUAUUCCAUGGACCGUGAGUCACAACGAAUUACGUCAGUACUUCAGCAAAUACGGUUACGUAAAUUUGGCGAGAGUAGCCUUUGACAAAAGUACCGGUUUAUCAAAAAACU